This is a messenger RNA of Brienomyrus brachyistius, 2290 nucleotides long. Its product is annotated as SAM domain-containing protein SAMSN-1-like. The transcript has 8 exons. Gene Ontology annotation, molecular function: protein binding. The record is from RefSeq and is a predicted model, not a curated record. Bases 109 to 1338 code for a protein of 409 amino acids. Lineage: Eukaryota; Metazoa; Chordata; Actinopteri; Osteoglossiformes; Mormyridae.
AGUCAAACCCCCGACCUGCCCCUGGGCGACAGCUCACCAUCAGUCCCAUGUUAAUGUCGCGACGCGAUGGCUUUCUAAACAUAGACCUCACGGAUCACAAUCUGCGCGAUGCUUCAGAGGAAACACUCCAACGUUUCGGACAAACCAUCACCCAGCCAUAAACCGAAGCGGUCAGCAAGUUUCGGCCGAUUCGAAGCGCUUCGGUUUUCGAGACCCGUGAAGAUCGAAGACUUCGGGACCGAUCGGCGCGUGGACGGCCAUUCGGAGCCCAAGGGGGAGCAGGACAAGGCCAGUACCCUGGGGAAGAAGAUGCGAGCCAUCUCCAUGACCGUACGCAAGCGGAUGGGCAGGAGCUACAUCAAAGCUCUCUCGGAGGAAACGGUCGAGGAAGCGGGACAGAAGCAUGGGGGCCAGGCUGAAGGUAAUGUCCAGUGCCUGAGGAGAAGGUCCAGGAGGGGCAACAGCUCACUGGAGACCCUCUACAGCCUCAGCUGCGACUCAAGCUCCUCCAGCGGAGUCGGCAGUGGAUCCAAGAACCGGCAGAGUCUGUGGCUGGACGUGGAGCUGCCGUACGCCGGGCCGUUCUGCGGCCGGGCCCGGGUCCACACGGACUUCGUCCCAAGCCCCUACGACGCAGACUCCUUGAGACUCAAGGUAGGCGACGUAAUCAACGUUAUCAGCAAGACCCCCGUGGGAAUUUGGACGGGCAUCCUCCGUGACAAGGUGGGAACCUUCAAGUUCAUCUACGUCGACCUCCUGGAGGAGGCUGGCCGGGAGAAAGUCCAGUUGUACCGGAGGAGGAGCAAGCUGCCCGAGCCGGCCACCCUGCAGGAGUUCCUCGAGAAGCUCCACUUGGAGGAGCACGCCUCCACCCUGCUGCUUAAUGGCUACCAGACCGUGGAGGACCUGCGCGAGCUGACGGAGCAGCACCUGUGCGAGCUGAACAUGACCGAUCCGGAGCAGCGACGCCUCCUGCUGGCUACUACACACAGCCUCUCCGACGGGGAAGACGCUGACGAGGAGAAAGGGGCCGGCCACGAGGAGAAAGGGGCCGGCCACGAGGAGAAAGGGGCCGGCCACGAGGAGAAAGGGGCCGGCCACGAGGAGAAAGGGGCCGGCCACGAGGAGAAAGGGGCCGGCCACGAGGAGAAAGGGGCCGGCCACGAGGAGAAAGGGGCCGGCCACGAGGAGAAAGGGGCCGGCCACGAGGAGAAAGGGGCUGGCGCCGGAUCUGCCCACGACUCCGGCAGUGACGUCACGCCGGAGAGCGCUGAAAAAAACAGCAGACACUACCCCGACGGCGCCCCCUGUCAGCACGCCGUCAUAGUACAGACCUGAACGUCCCCCGUCCCGCCUCAGCAGUUGGAAUGACCCACUCACUGAGAGUCUGGGCAGUUUCCAGGCCAUAGGGAUGCGGUGAACAAAGACCUUAUGACUGACCUAUGGGGUUUUUGGCUGAUGAAUCAGAUCUGACUGAUACUUGUUGUGGUAAGAGUUGCAUGUGUGGGGGGGGGGGGGGGGGGGCGGUUCUCUGCACACGUGUUCUGUUCUUCCUCUAUAACUUGUUUCCGAUUGUGAUUUUCAUCGCUGUACAGUUUGUUGAUGUCCCUACUUUAAGAGCAGGACGCGCCAGUUAUGUGCAUUUAACAAUAAGAACACAUGGGAGGUCUGACCCCCGCCCCCUGCCCCCCCACUCACGUGAAGGUCGCCGUUGCGGCACUCCGACGCCAUUCCCAUGAGCCAACGGUCCUCCAGCCCCAAUCCACACCUGCGGGAACCGCCGUCGUAGAUUCAUUUUCCUGCCGGCUUCAGAGUUGCGUACUUUCUGAAUGACUGUCACGAGGAGCCUGGAAAGCCACAGCCCGUCCGCUCCAUUUCAGCUGCCUGAAGCAGAAUUCCUUUAGAAAGCACUCUGCCGCCAUCUGCUGGUGAGGCUCAGUCUGGACAGGCUCAUUCAGAACGCGCAUCCCUUUCUGAACACGGCCAUCCCCACAAAGCCACAGCCAGCAUUACAAUUACGUCAUCACACCUCUGUGGUACUCAGAUGGACGCCUUAAACCACUGGAUUUCAUGUCACAUUUAAUAAAAUUUGCAAUAAAUACAACACCUCUUAAAAAGCCAAGAAAGCACGUCGUUAUUCAGGGGUUCAUGCCGGGAAAGUGUGUAUAAAAACAGAACAAAUGUCGUUCUCGCAAUUUUCUCAUUAAAAUGGGAAUCGUACAGAAUAAAAUUUACGCAGAAUGGCACACGUGUGUAUGUGUGUGUGUAGGGGGGGGGGGUUACAUGUUAA